AUUAAUUUCCGCGUAGAAGAAGAGUCUUUCUGGGGGGGAAGGAAGUUAUCGGGCCCAACAGCUAUUUUAGACAUCAAGCGAGGUGGUCGCUCGUUAUUAAAGUACCAGUAUGUCAAUCCAUCGGUUUUAGCGACAUGCCUUUGCUAAUUCAAAACAUACGAGUCGAGCGUAUAACUUCGACCGGAGAACUCUUCGACAAAUAUCCAAAUUUACAGGAAAAUGCGAAAGCCUUUCGUUCUCAGCCGAUCAGUAAUGUUGACCCCAAGUGUCUCCUGUACGUCCAACAGAGAGAGUUUGCUGCAACGACACCGGCAGAUAAUAAUGUUUCAGUGAUUGGGUCUGACGAUGCCACCACCUGCCAUUUGGUUGUGUUACGGCAUACAGGAAGUGGAGCUGUUUGCCUUGCACACUGUGAUGGUUCCAACACUUUUGCUGAAGUCCCCCUUCUUAUCAAGUCAGUCACAUCGCUGAGUGCCUGCUGUAAUGAGGGCAGUAGACUUGAACUGCAUCUUGUUGGUGGAUUUAAGGAUGACACAAUGACAUCCCAUGAACUCAGCCUUAAGAUACUGGCAGCUUUCCAGCAACUGAAAGAUGAUAUCCAUCUGCAAACAUGUUGCAUCACAGAAAUGAACGAUGUAGUCGUCAAUGCUGUUCAUAAACCUGCAGUUUAUGGUGUUGGUGUAAACGUUAAGACAGGCAAAGUGUUCCCUGCUACUUUUCCUUAUAAAGGCCCAGCAGAGGACCUGCGGUCAGCACGCACCUUCACAGGGGGACAGAUGGUUGACAUUUAUGACUCUAGUCGAGGACUUGUAGAAGUCGGCCCUUGGAAGUGGUCACCUAAUAUGGAAAUUGCCUUUUGGUUGUCACAAGACGAUGCCGUCAUUUUACAGUACAUGUCCACAUCACCAAAGGCUGAGCCACCGCACUUUGUCCACCACAUCAAAUCCACCAUCCAGUUCCUUCUAAAGCACCCAAACUCUGAUCGUCUCUUCCCUGGGGGUCAGCCGCAGCUCUACCACAGGUCUGAAAACGGAGACUGGGAGAGAUUUGCCUCUCAACUUGAUUCUUGAUUCUCAAUGACCAUCCAUUCACCAUCUGCUAUCUCAUUGUGUCCUAAACUCGACCUUAAGUCUGUUGAACGGCUAUAAUAACUCAUCUGGCUGGCCCAGUAGAGAAGUAGAAACAAACUGCAUUUUGUAAUUGUAUGUUUCCACUCAUGCGAGUUGAUGGAAAACCUGCACCUUCCAUCUCCUUCUGUGUCAGAUCAAUGUCUCACUAUGCCUCAUUAUUGUAAUUACAUUAUUUGUGAAACCUUAUUGUCUUUAUUGCAAUCAAUAAAAUUAUUUUACGGA
Hippocampus zosterae (dwarf seahorse) is the source of this 1352-nucleotide messenger RNA. RefSeq names its product N-terminal asparagine amidase (gene ntan1). Gene Ontology annotation, molecular function: protein-N-terminal asparagine amidohydrolase activity. NCBI's taxonomy places the organism in Eukaryota, Metazoa, Chordata, Actinopteri, Syngnathiformes, Syngnathidae. The coding region runs from base 135 to 1070 and encodes 311 amino acids. The transcript has 10 exons. The record is from RefSeq and is a predicted model, not a curated record. Gene Ontology annotation, biological process: ubiquitin-dependent protein catabolic process. Gene Ontology annotation, cellular component: nucleus.